CUGGCCUCCCCCAGCAGUUAAAGUGCCCGUUGUUGCGUCGCCGCGUCUCCCUACUGAUGCUUCCGCGGUCGGCAUGUGUGCCCGCCCCUCGCCUGUGCUAGGAAACUUCUGCAGCCGGCACUGUGGGGCUUGCUUUCCUUCCCCACAGACGCCUGUCCAGCCCCUGGCUGGCCUGGCCACGCGGACUCGGGCAUCGCGGCUGCAUCCGCAGGCCCACGGGGCCCUUGCGGGGAAAGCCGGUGGCUGCAGGUGCUGAGGUGGCCCAGGCGGUGGGGUGACCGCAGAGGGCUCAGGGGUGGCUGGUUCCUGGUGGAGGGGCCUCUGGCUUUGCGGGUGCUCAGCCCAAGGCUGGGGGGUCUCACUGCCAGCGCGCCCUCCCUCCUGAGGGCUGGGAAGGGGCGGGUCUGCGCUGUCCUCACCAGGGUUCCAUGGAAACCGCAUCCCUGCUUCGGGGGAGGGAGGACGCUUCCCCACACGUGGUGCUGGUUAAAGACCCGGCCCCCGAGAAGAGGGGAAAACGGCGUGCCUGGCCUGGCCUGGUGCAGGGGCCGUGUCCUGGGGGGGUGCGCUCCGCCCCGCAGAGCCCCUUCCCGGGCCCGAGAGAACGGCCGGAGGCUCAGCCGGGCGUUUCCCCGCAGGUGCCGACGGGCCGGAGGGGGUCCGAGCCGCUUGCUGCCGCCGAGGAGGCCGGACGCGGGCGGAGCUGGGCCUCGCAGGCCCUCGGCCCCUGGUCCUCGUGCUGGGGGCCCACGUGGCCGCUGCGCUCGGCCCGAGGGAAGGCCGUGGGCGAGCUGGUGGCCAGGCCCCGGGCGGUGCAUGGGCGGCCGUGGGGCCUCCCCAGCGAGGCCAGGCCCGUCAUGCUGCAGUGCCGGCCGGCCCAGGAGUUCAGCUUCGGCCCCCGGGCCCUGAAGGAUGCGCUGCUGUCUACCGACCCGGCCCUGCGGCAGCUCUACGCGUCCACCUUCUCCCCAGCCGAGAGGCUCUUCCUGGCUGAGGCCUACAACCCCCGCAGGACGUCCUUCCGCACGCUGCUCAUCCGCACGGGCUUCGACUGGCUCCUCAGCCGCCCGGAGGCCCCCGAGGACUUCGAGACCUUCCACGCUGCCCUGGCGCCCCGGAAGCAGAGCCUGGCUCGGAAGCACAUUUACCUGCAGCCCAUAGAUCUGAGCGAGGGGCCGGCAGGCGGCGCGCUUCUGGACCACCUGCGGAGCUGCACAGAGGCCUUCUUCCUGGGCCUGCAGGUCAGGUGCCUGCCAUCGGUGGCGGCCGCGUCCAUCCACUGCUCAUCACGCCCCAGUCAGGACUCUGACAGGCUCCAGCUCCACACAGACGGCAUCCUGUCUUUCCUGAAGAGCAGCAAGCCGGGCGACGCGUUAUGCGUGCUGGGCCUCACGCUGUCUGACCUGUACCCCCGCGAGGCCUGGACCUUCACCUUCGGCACGUUCCUCCCAGGGCACGGUCACGUGCCACGAGCUCUGCCACCUCCUGGGCCUGGGCAACUGCCGCUGGCUCCGCUGCCUCAUGCAGGGCGCCCUCAGCCUGGACGAGGCCCUGCGGCGGCCCCCGGACCUCUGCCCCAUCUGCCUGCGGAAACUGCAGCACGUCCUGGGCUUCAAGCUCGUGGACAGGUACAAGAGGCUGUACACCUGGACGCUAGCGGCGGCGGGGACGCGGCCCGGGCCGGCGGCCGGGGAGCCGUCCGUGUCGGAGGAGACCCUGCCCUGCAGCGCGGACUCGGGCCUGUGCGGCGAGAGCGACUCGGAGCCGGGCAGCGGCCUGUCGGAGCCCCUGUCGCCGGACGCCUGGAGCCACGCCUUCCCCGCGGGCCCGGAGCUGGAGCCCGAGGACGGGCUGGGCUCGCUGGCGGCCGCGGAGAGGCCGGGGGAGGCCCUGGCGGAGCACGGGCGCUGGCUGGCGGCCUGCAUCCAGGCGCUGGAGAGGGACGUGACCGAGGAGGAGCUGGCGCGGGUGGACGGCGCCGUGGACGCCCUGGCCCGCUGGGACCUGUUCACGGGGCGGCUCCCGGCCCCCCGGCAGGACCCGCCCUGCGGCCGCGACGGCGCGGGGCUGCGCCGCGUCCUGGGCGACAAGUUCUCCUCCCUCAGGCGGAAGCUGAGCGCUCGCAAACCGUCCGGGGCCGAGGCGUCCCCGCGGCGCUGGAAGGCGGAGGACAAUUAGCCCGGCCGGGGCGUCUGGUCCAGCGCCUGCCUGUCCCCAGGGCGCUGCGGGCCCGGCAGCGGGCGGAAGGCGAUGCGUCUGCACGUGGACCCCGCAGCCCCGGUCCCAGCCGCAGCCUCGCGACGAGGCCGGGGUGGGGGGCGGGGCCCCAGGCACCCCGAGGGCCGCACCCGACCGCACGGGGCAGGUGCCGGGCAGGUGCCUGUCUCUCCUGCGGCCUGGGGCUCUGCUACGGCGAACUCAGAUUGCAAGGCCCCAACGUGGGUCCUCCGCUCAAAGGGGGGCAAAGGGGGUCUUGUUGCAAUCUACAAGGUCCCCCGCCUCCCCCGACCCCAAGCCCACAGAAAGGGCCCCUUUCUGCGGCGCUAACCGCACUCUGACCCUUGGAACUUGGCGUGGGCGUCUCCCUGAAAGUUCCG
Messenger RNA from Physeter macrocephalus (sperm whale), 2597 nucleotides. RefSeq names its product archaelysin family metallopeptidase 1 (gene AMZ1). NCBI's taxonomy places the organism in Eukaryota, Metazoa, Chordata, Mammalia, Artiodactyla, Physeteridae. The transcript has 5 exons. Gene Ontology annotation, biological process: proteolysis. The coding region runs from base 429 to 2558 and encodes 709 amino acids. The record is from RefSeq and is a predicted model, not a curated record. Gene Ontology annotation, molecular function: metallopeptidase activity.